AUGCCCUCAUUUCACAGACUAGACUCCAAGAUUCUCAGAUGGUUAAAAACCUGUUGAAGAUGCCAAAGUGCGUGAGUAGGUGGUUUAAUACAAAAGCCAACACUGGUAACACCAGCCCACUUAAAUUCUGGAGGCCAUUGAAUUCGGCCAACCCACAGCCAUCUGGUCAGCGCGGGAUCCUCCACAGGAGAGAUACAGGGAAUGCCUGAAGAAGGUCUGGCUUCCCUCUUUCUUGUUUUCCAUGGACACAUCCUCAACCCAAAGCAGAUGUUCUGGGCAAUUCAUGUGAGAACAGAUUGCACAUUCAAUUAUGAAAGCAUCAAGAGCAACAGAAGGAGAAGCAUCUCUGACCAUGUGUCGGGACUGAUAACAGAUGAGUAUGUGCCAGAGGACCUAGAGCUGAAGGGCACCUACAGCGCACACAAGCGGACACUUUCCUAUCUGAAACCUUCUGACGGUUUUCAGUGA
Messenger RNA from Octodon degus (degu), 468 nucleotides. RefSeq names its product chromosome unknown C15orf32 homolog (gene CUNH15orf32). Lineage: Eukaryota; Metazoa; Chordata; Mammalia; Rodentia; Octodontidae. The record is from RefSeq and is a predicted model, not a curated record.